CACUUUCGCAUGUUUUCUGUAAAGUAAUUACGUAAAAUGAUUUUAAUGAUGCGAUAAGUCUUAACGAAAUGUUUAUUUUCGUGUUUUUUACAAUAUUUAAACUAAUAGUUGGACAGCAUGAAUGCUCUUCUUUUUCACUACAACCACAUGUAAUGGGGGUAAAUGAAAAUUACGAAAAGGCGUUACAAAGUUAUCUUCAGCCAAUACGAAAACUAGCAGAGGAUUUUCCAGAACACAAAGUGGAAGUGCAGUUGGAAAUAAUUCCCGCAACAUCAUCUCGAACCAAGCCGACGAGCAAGAGGAUUCUUUAUAUGCGCAAAAUACACACGAAAGAGUUGCCUCUAGAACGACGCGAAUUGCCUGCAUAUAGUGACGAUAUAAUUGAACCUGAGGCGUUCAUCAACAGAAUGAAAUAUGAUGAUUACAAUCAUCAAGCAGACAGACGUGUACCUAUUCUAAGAUCAACAUCAAGUCAUGCUGAAUUAACACUACCAGAUUACCAGUCUGCCGAAAGCAUCACUGCAUCCUCUUCUACCACCGAAACGUGGCUUCAACAUUCCUCAAUCGAGUUUAGUACUGCACAUGCCUAUCCUCAGCAACAUGCUAUAAGCUUACCAAAUCUGGUAAACGCAGUUUACAAUGCACGGGCAGGAGUUACUCACACGACUAAGAGACCCGUCUAUAUGGAAGAUCUGAAAAAGGUCUUGGAUGAUUUUGAAAAGAAGAUGCAUGUUAUGCAUGCCGGUCUUCAUACAACGUCAACUACAGCAUCGUCUUCUGCAGUGUCUACUGCACCAGCAGACGCACUAGAAGACGCCAAGAGGCCAGUUCUUAAAAAAGAUCUUUGGAUGGCCUUGGGAAUGAAGUACAUGACGGAAUGUCAACACAACCACAAUAUGUUGAGCGCCACUCAAACAACCAUGUUGAGAGCGCGAAUACGGAAGGACGAAGUUUUGCACCGCCUCCACCCGAACAAUUCCUACCCCCCAAAACCUGGAAAGUUGGAGCGAAUUAUGAGUUUGCUUAAAAAAGGCGUGAACGUGGAUCGAGCGCAACCGAAAUCAGCCGAUGGAAAUUUACAAUGGUUACAGAUUAAAAUACCAAAAAAUGUAGAACAUGUGAUAAAGAAGUAAUAAACAUUACUUCUUUAUUGCAUGUUACACACGCACGAAGUAAGAUUUAGGUAUUGUUACAUAGUUAUUUAUAAAUUAAUUAAAUUUAUUUAUUACAAUCUUACGACAUUAAUGUAUUUUACUUGAUAAAUUAGUUUUCCAGUUCCAAAAUAUACCUAUAACAAAAUGUUGCUCAAUAAAGUUUGAACGUAUUAAACAAAAUGAUAAUCUACAUUACUAAUAAGUGGAUAUAUAGAUAUUAAUCUUUGUACAUAAAACAUGAUCGCUACAUAAAAUAUCACAUAACAAUAAAAACCAAGGCCGAACCACAAACUCGGUGUACACAAAGAACAAACACAAACUCAAUCAAUUACUGGCAGCGAAGCUAUUAUUUAAAAUGCUACUUGAGUAUUUGACCUUAAGAACUAAAAGACUGAUGAUAGAUUCAGACCCUCGCCAUGUUACGGAAUUUUAAGGAACAUUUUUUUUCCAUUGACAACAUGUACAGUCACGUGCGGUAAAAUAUACAUGGUGUUUAUUAAUUUUGUUAUAUGCCGAUGGAUUCUACCAUAUACAUAUACUUCACAAUACAUUUUGGCUAGUAAAUAUGAACGAGUGCUAAAGAAACUAAUGAUAAUUUGUUUUUUUUCCU
Molecule: messenger RNA, 1764 nt
Organism: Hyposmocoma kahamanoa
Lineage: Eukaryota; Metazoa; Arthropoda; Insecta; Lepidoptera; Cosmopterigidae
Exons: 14
Coding region: 69-1133 (354 amino acids)
Source: RefSeq, a predicted model, not a curated record